Molecule: messenger RNA, 1446 nt
Organism: Ilex paraguariensis (yerba mate)
Lineage: Eukaryota; Viridiplantae; Streptophyta; Magnoliopsida; Aquifoliales; Aquifoliaceae
Source: the annotation of a GenBank genome assembly
AUGGAGAUCAAAGCUGUAAAUGAACAGAACAAGAACACCCAGAACUCACCAAGAAAGAACAAGAAAGAUUUUUCUCUUGUUUCUAAUGAUGAACAAGUCCCUCUGUUAUUUCCCCAAAAAAUUGGGGACACUGAUCUUGGAAGAAGAAGAAUUGAAGGAGAGAUCAAUGGAGCAUCAUUUGUAGGCGCAGUUUUCAAUCUUUCCACCACCAUUAUUGGUGCUGGUAUAAUGGCAUUGCCUGCCGCCAUGAAAGUGCUAGGUCUUGGGCUUGGCAUGGCCAUGAUCAUCUUCAUUGCUGUAUUGACCGAGGCUUCUGUGGGGUUGUUGUUAAGGUUCAGUAGGGUUAGUGGGUCAGUUUCUUAUGGUGGUGUUAUGCAUGAGGCAUUUGGGAAUGGUGGAAGAAGAUUGUUGCAAGUUUCUGUGGUGAUCAAUAGCAUCGGUAUACUUAUUGUCUAUAUGAUCAUCAUCGGUGAUGUGCUAUCAGGGUCAUCUUCAAGUGGUAUUCACCAUGCUGGUUUGUUGGAAGAAUGGUUUGGAGAACACUGGUGGAAUGGGCGUGCCUUUGUCCUUGUUGUAACAACCCUUGGCGUGUUUGCUCCAUUGGCAAGUUUUAAGCGUAUCGAUUCAUUGAGAUUCACAUCUGCAUUGGCAGUUGCACUGGCAAUUGUUUUCCUAGUCAUCACUGCAGGAAUCACAAUUGUUAAAUUGGUGAAUGGAAGUAUUGAAGUGCCCAGAUUGCUCCCUGAUGUUUCUGAUAUUAAUUCGGUCUGGAAACUCUUCACAGUGGUCCCUGUUCUUGUCACCGCCUAUGUCUGCCACUUCAAUGUGCACAUUAUCGAGGAUGAGCUUGAAGACCCUUCCCUGAUACAAAUGGUUGUGCGCACUUCAUUGGGUCUAUGCUCCGCUGUUUACCUAAUGACAAGCUUCUUCGGUUUCCUCCUGUUUGGCGAUUCAACACUUGACGAUGUGCUGGCCAACUUCGAUACCAACCUUAGUGUUCCUUAUAGUUCUCAGCUCAAUGAUGUUGUUCGUCUCAAUGAUGUUGUUCGUGUCAGCUAUACUCUCCACCUCAUGCUUGUUUUCCCAGUCCUAUUCUAUCCACUUCGCCUAAAUUUGGAUGGCCUCCUCUUUCCCUCUGCGAGGUCUUUGGUUUCAGAUAACCUUCGAUUUGCACUGAUUAGCAUGGGUUUGAUUUCUCUGGUCUUUUUAGGUGCAAAUUUCAUACCCAAUAUUUGGGAUGCUUUCCAGUUUACUGGAGCAACUGCUGCAGUGUGCCUUGGGUUCAUCUUUCCUGGGGCAGUUGCUCUAAGGGAUGCCCAUGGCAUAGCUACAAAGAAGGACAAGAUCUUAUCUAUUUUUAUGAUUGUUUUAGCGGUGUUUGCAAAUGUGGUAGCAAUAUACAGUGAUGCCUACGCCCUAAUCAAGAGAGAUGCAUCCCCCAUGUGA